Messenger RNA from Penicillium olsonii, 900 nucleotides. Lineage: Eukaryota; Fungi; Ascomycota; Eurotiomycetes; Eurotiales; Aspergillaceae. The record is from the annotation of a GenBank genome assembly.
AUGAAGCUCACCGGCUCUCACUGUCUUUUCCUUAUAUCAACAAUCCUUGGACUGUCCAGCGCAGAGUCCCCCAACGAUGAUGCCCCAUGUAUCGCCCGCUCCCCAACAACAGGGCUAUUCUUCGACCUCAAUGCGAUCUCCCUAUUCCCGCCCGAGAUGAAAGAUGGCAAGAAGGUCUUGAAGGAAGCGCGGGAUGACAGUUGGCAUGCAAAGGGUCACGACUACCCGGCCAACUUCACACUCAAUAUCUGCGCACCUGUCAUCGAGAAUGUGACCAACGUGGUCGGAGUCGACUCUUCAAGGUGGAAGAACGUCAGUGCAUACUACGAGCGGGAUGAGAAAGUAUAUUCCAUCGGAGAACAAGCCUCCGAGCCCUUUUUCCGUGGUCGCAAACUCGUCCUCAACUACACCAAUGGCUCACCGUGCCCCGAUGACUUGAACAUGGCCAGUACCAAUGCCUCUACGCGGAGGAAAUCAACUAUAAUGUCUUUCCUUUGUGAUCGUGACGCUCCAGCAAGCGUGGCGACACCCUCUUUUGUCGGCUCUAUGGACUCAUGCACCUAUUUCUUUGAAGUGCGCAGCUCCGCGGCAUGCGGCGGAAUCGCCGUUGAUCCCCAGGCUGGCGGUCUGGGACCGGGCGGCGUGUUUGGCGUAAUUAUGCUUAUUGCCGUGGCGGUAUACCUGAUUGGUGGUUGCGCCUACCAGCGCACAGUCAUGCACCAGCGUGGCUGGCGCCAGUGCCCGAACUUCAGUCUGUGGGCUGGUUUCUUCGACUUUGUCAAAGUAAGUAUCUUUGCGUUGAUUCCAUGUUGGUCCCGCCGCAGCUUUAGACAUGGCCAUUCGGCAUCACACGCGUCCCGGGAAUCAAAUGGAGGAUUGCCUUCUUCAAGAGUGGAUUGA